Fusarium subglutinans is the source of this 1680-nucleotide messenger RNA. RefSeq lists its product as uncharacterized. Lineage: Eukaryota; Fungi; Ascomycota; Sordariomycetes; Hypocreales; Nectriaceae. Bases 1 to 1680 code for a protein of 559 amino acids. The transcript has 3 exons. The record is from RefSeq and is a predicted model, not a curated record.
AUGUCUAAUGUAAUGGCCAGUGAUUCUUCCCGCCAUCGCCGUAUCGGCAGACCCUACGGCAGUAAGGAUUCAUAUGCGCCACGCAUCAAGAGAGGACUGACAUCAACGUCUGAUAACAGAGCACCUCCGGGACCAAAGGCUUUGACAGAUGAUGAGAUCAGACUGAAGCUAGACAAGAAAGAUCCUCCUCCAGAUCCUCGCUAUUCCCUCGCAAGAGAAAUCUUGAACCUCACGACGCAGUGGCCAUGGGAGUGGACUGAGAACUUCGAGCCCGAGAAGUGGACUGUCGCCAUGACGAGGGACCUGCGGGAUCUGAUCAAGGGGUACCAAGGCAGGUUCAAUCUUUACGGCGAUAGCUGUAAGAAUCUCAAGGUGCUUCUGGUUCGCUCUGCGAGGGAGCGGGAUAAGAACAAUCCGAAGCUCACCAGAGAUGAUCUGAGUAAUACCCUCAAGUAUUAUAGUCUUGAGACCAAGAAAGAAAAGAAGCAACAGCAAGUGUCUGUGCCAUGUGAGAAUACCGCCGCGACACCGAUCGUGAUUGAGGAUACGCCGCCGGAGACACCACAUGCUGUGUCACGGGCUUCUCCGGCGCCGUCUUCCUCAUCGGUCGUGUCCAACUACACAUCGGCGUCCUCUCCUGUUUCGAGAGCGUCGAGUGUAACGACGGUCACGGCGGAUUCUCCAGGGGCAACACGUGCGGAGCCAUCAUGUCCGACCGUCCACGAAGAUCAAGUGGACGAGACGAUGCAAGAUGACUCCAUGUUUGUGGAAACAGUAUCAGAUUUUCCUGGAUACAGGAGCUCCAGCGCUGAUAAGGGAGAGGACUGCAAGUCCCCUAAAUCAAACCCAUCGCCGCAAACUGAAGGCAUGGAGUCUGAACCCUCGGUUCAACCUCAACCUGAGGAGCCUUCUGAAACUGUUGAACGGCCUGAAGCUCACGUCAGAGAGUCAGUAGAACCAGAGAUGGACAUCGACUCUGACGUUGCCAUCCACGAGCCUGUUGCUCAAAACACUACAGAAUCAAACUCAAGUUCGCCGCAAGCACAAUCAACUCCUUCACCCCUAUCAACUCCAGAGGACAUCAUCAAAAGUCUAGAACUUCUAGAACUCCAAGAAAAAUCAGAAGGGGAAAAACUCACAUCCCUCCUCACAACCUCAAAAACCAAAGUCCAAGCCACAGAAUCCGCCAUGGCACAAGGCUCCGACAGAAAACUCCGAGCCCUAUGUGAAAACCUAAAGAUGUUCCAGGCAAGAAGGGCAGAAAUCAUCGACGGCCUAGCCUUUCUCAAAGAAAAUUUAGAACGACGCGGUGUACACCCAGAGUCGGAUGAAUACAGACAAACUCUGCUUCAUAACAACUCAAGACUGCAGCACUGCGAGACUACAAUACUGAAUGUGCAGAAAGAAGCCGAGGAGGAAUUUCAAAAGGCGACGCUAAGGGAGAUUGAGAUGAGAGGGCAGCUUGAGAAGGAGUAUGCUGAGUUUGAGCAGCUGCAGGAUAAGGAGAGGGGAAUCUGUCGCAAUGUGCAGUAUUACAGCUUCGUAGCCUCGCUAUUGAGGCUGGGGCCCCUGAGACUGGAUAGCUUGUUGUAUAAGCUGCGGUACAGUGGUGUUGAUAUGGUUGGUGAAGUCAAGAAGAACUCUCCGGAUGCCGUGCUGGAUCACGCCAUGACGACCUGA